UGGCGUUAUGGUUUUGCUGAAAAGACGUCUGAGAAGAAAUAUCAGACAAAAUAUCAUCAGUGUUACUGCUGACUUGUUUCCCGACCACAGGGAAAGUCUGUACAUUGUGCUUUGUCACUGUCAGAUACUGUUUCCCUUAUAUUUUUGAGUUCUCAUACAUAACAGACUGUUGCUACUGAUUUGUUCCCACACCACAGGUGAGUUAACAGAGUUUUAUCCUUCUAAAUGUGUUCAUUGUCAAUGUCAGAUACUGAUUCGACACCGUUCUAUAUGAAUAACUUUCCUUAUGUAUCAGACUGUUACUGCAGUCCUUUGACUUUCAUCGUUCUAAAACUAAGUACAGUAUGUUCAUAUGUCCAUGUUCUAAGUAAAUAGUAGAAGUUCUGUUACUGCUCACCUGUUUACACAGCAAAAGUGAAACAGCUGAUUUAGUGAAGUUUGAGCAUUCUAAAUAUGACCUUUAAAGCAGUGGAAACACAUCCUGAUGGCUAGAGCUCGUGCUAUCAGAUAAGGUUCCCCCUCUACUUUUCACAUACAGAUGUGUCCACAGCUGUCAAAAUGGUACUACUGACAUGUUUACAGCCUCUAAGUGACUCAGCCGAGGUUCAUCAUUCUAAAUAUGUCCAUGAUAGCAAUUCAUUAAUUAAUUUAUAUAAAUUCUUGAACAAACUAUUUAAUAUUAAAAGAUAAAAAAAAACCUAACAUUUAAUUUAGUAACAGUGGCAGAGGUUUUGCUUCAGGUGUCUGUAGAAUUUAUUAAAAAUACGACUAACAUCUCCACAUAUGCAGUGACUUUUCAUAAUUUCUGUAUUUGUGCUCUUCUCUCUCUCACAGAGAGAGAGAGAGAUAGAGAGAAAGUAUUCUAAAAGAAAAUGAAACUCAGAAUGCCUCUCCUUCUCUGAUCGUGUGUUGUUAUUGUUGUUGUUGGUCUUUCGGCUGCUCCCAGCAAGGGGGCGCCACAGCGAACUACCCGGGCCGCACAACAACUUGGCAGAGGUUUUUUUUAAGUAAGAAAAUGGCUGAGGCCAGUAUUUCAGUAGAUCAGCUUUCAGUGGAUCAGUUCAUCUGCCCAGUGUGUCUGGAUCUGCUAAAGAUUCCGGUGACUCUCCCCUGUGGUCACAGUUUCUGUAAGGUGUGUAUUAAUGACUUUUGGGAUCAGGAGGAUCAGAAGGGCGUCUACAGCUGUCCUCAGUGCAGAGAGACUUUCACUCCAAGGCCUGUUCUACGCAGAAACAACAUGCUGGCUGAAGUGGUGGAGAAACUAAAGAGGACGAAUGAAGUCCAACCUGCUUCUCCUGCUCACUGUUAUGCUGGACCUGGAGAUGUGGAGUGUGAUUUCUGCACCGGGAGAAAAAACAAAGCCGUCAAGUCCUGUUUGAUGUGUCUGGUUUCUCUUUGUGAAACUCAUUUAAAACCUCAUCUAGAACUUUCUGCUUUAAAAAAACACACAUUAAUUGAAGCUUCAGCAAAACUCCAAGAGAAGAUCUGCUCUGAACAUGAUGAAGUGCUGAAGAUCUACUGCUGUACUGAUCAAACCUGUAUUUGCUCCAUGUGCAUGUUGGAUAAACAUAAAGGCCAUGAUGCUGUAACAGUUGCAGCAGGACGAGCUGGGAAACAGAAUGACUUAAAGGAGAAGCAGAUGAAAUCCCAGCAGAGAAUCCAGGAGAAGCAGAAGAAGGUGCAGGAGCUGAAACAGGCUGUAAACACUAUAAAGCUGAGUGCACAGACAGCAGUGGAGGACAGUAAGAUGAUCUUUACUGAGCUGAUCAGCUCCAUGGAGAAAAAGCGCUCGGAGGUGACGGAGCUGAUCAGAGCUCAGGAGAAGGCUGAACUGAGUCGAGCUGAACGACUCCUGGAGCAACUGGAACAGGAGAUUGCUGAACUUCAGAGGAGACUCACUGAGCUGGAGCAGCUUUCACACACACACGAUCACAUCCAGUUCCUCCAGGUUUUAGCGUCUGGAGGUCAGUUUUUCCUGGAAAACAAACCAGAUUUUCAGACAUCCAGCAUCAGUGUCCAUCAACAUCUCUCAUUUGAUGGAGUGAUGAAUUCUUUCUCAGAUCUGAAGAAGAGACUUGAGGAAUUCUGUGAGGAGGAAUUCAACAAAAUCCCUCCACAUGCUGCAGCAGUUCAGAUCUUUUCACUACCAGAGCCACAGAGCAAAGAUGAGUUUAUGAGAUGUAUACACACACACAUACACACACAGACAUUAUAUUAUGCACACAGACAGCUGUCUCACUCUUCACAUAAAUAUACAGUGUGCUUUGAAUUAAACCCAUCAUAUUUAUAUUUUCAGUUUGUUUUAUUCUCUUUUAUUUUAGAUUUCUGUCAUCUGACUUUGGAUCCCAAUACGACACAUCCUAACCUCAUUCUGUCUGAGAAGAACAGAGCGGUGAGAGAGAGUACGACAGUGCAGCAGUACUCUGAUCAUCCAGAGAGAUUUGAUUACUUGUGUCAGGUGUUGUGUAAGGAGAGUGUGUGUGGACGCUGUUACUGGGAGGUGGAGUGGAGCGGUGCUGGUGUGUCCGUAUCAGUCUCAUAUAAAGACAUCAGAAGGAAAGGACUGGGUAAUGAGUGUGUGUUUGGCCAAAAUAAUCAGUCCUGGAGUCUGUGGAUUUCUUCUUCUUCUUCUCCUUCUUCUGCUUCUUCUCUCCUUUUCUAUCACAACAACAUUAAGACUGAUCUCAGAGCUCCAUCAUCCUCCAGAAUAGGAGUGUAUGUGGAUCACAGUGCAGGAACUCUAUCCUUCUACAGCGUCUCUGACAUGAUGAAGCUCCUCCACAGAGUCCACACCACAUUCACUCAGCCUCUGUACGCUGGGUUUGGGCUCUUCAGAUGGUCUGACUCUACUGUGAGAUUGUGUGAUCCAAAAUAAAGUGUGAACACACACUUACACAUGUUUAUAGUCGAUGAGGAUAAUAGAUUACAGUAACAUAUGUAACCAACUACUAGUACACAUCAUUACUUACUAAGUGAAGUGUGUGUGUGUAUGAUGUUGUGUAUUGUUGUGGAAUAAACUAUUGGUUAUGAGCUACAUACUUAAAU
Clarias gariepinus (North African catfish) is the source of this 3045-nucleotide messenger RNA. RefSeq names its product E3 ubiquitin-protein ligase TRIM16-like. Lineage: Eukaryota; Metazoa; Chordata; Actinopteri; Siluriformes; Clariidae. Gene Ontology annotation, molecular function: protein binding; zinc ion binding. Bases 1016 to 2875 code for a protein of 619 amino acids. The transcript has 6 exons. The record is from RefSeq and is a predicted model, not a curated record.